AUGCUGAGCGCAGCCAUUAUUCCUUUUGCCAUUUUGGCAGUAUCAUGCGGUGUUUUUUACUCGCUCGUCUGCUUGGGAGGCUCAGCCGCGAGGAAGCGGGCUCUGGCGCACAUUCCAGAACUACGGUUUGAGAAGGAUAAUACGCCAGACCGAUAUAGAAACAACACUCGAUCCCUUUUGAGAAUCGGAUAUGAAAAGUACCUCCAGUAUGGCGUUCCGUUCCAGAUGUAUAACCCGAUUGGCGAGUUGGGCAACCAAGUUAUUCUUCCCAUGAAGUAUCUAGACGAAGUCAAGCGCGCCCCCAAGUCGCUGUUCAGUUUCGAGGUGUUUUCAGAAAAGUUGUUUCUCCUGAACUAUAUCAACGCCCCUCGUCAGACCAACGCUGCCACCCACGCUAUCAAAUUUCACCUGAAUAGGAACUUGAAUAAUGUCAUGAAUGGGCUCUGGACUGAGGCUGAGGCAUCGCUCAAGAAGACCAUUCCUUCGCCGGGUUGGCAGUCGAUUCCCGGGGGCGACCUUGCAUGCAGCAUUCUUUCACCCGUCAUGUCGUAUAUUCUCGUGGGCCCGUCAUUUUGCAGGGAUCCUGAAUGGCUAGAUAUUGCGGUAGAAACCACCUUUUCUGUCUUUGACGCCUCGUUGGACAUUCGAAAGAAAUAUACGGCAAAUUGGAGGUGGCUGGCGCGAUGGCAGAAUGGCACUGCGCAACGACUUGGGACGAUUCGAAAGAAGGCCCUGGAGUUAAUUAAGCCGCUAUACGACGAAAGACGCCAGGCUAUCAAUGAGAAUGAUGGCCGAAGCGACAGCGGCUCUGAAAUGUUUCACGACACCAUAUAUUGGCUCUUGGGCCAAAAACGGGCUGACACCUCCUUGAAGGCAGUCGUUGACCAGCAGUUAUUUUUGACCUUGGCGUCUAUCCACACCACUUCUGGCAUGUUGCAGUCCCUCUUAUUCGACUGGCUCGCUCAUCCCGAGUACCAUGCUGAGAUUACGGCGGAAAUCAACGAGGCCUUGGCUGAGUUUAAAACUUCGGGCAGCGAAUGGACGCUGCAGCGAGUUGCCAGGAUGAGAAAGCUGGAUAGCUUCAUGAAGGAGAGCAUACGGACGAAUCCCAUGGCCUUCAUCACCGGUCAGCGCUACGCGAUCAAGUCUCACACGUUCAAGGACGGAUUCAACUUGCCGGCUGGUACUAUGUUCCACUUUGCCGCCGACGCCGUCCAUCAUGAUCCAAACAAAUAUCCCGAUCCAGACAAAUUCGACGCAUACCGGUUCCUCCGUCUUCGCGAAAAAGUAGACCCAAACCAGUUUCACUUUGCCUUCGUCUCAGACAUGAAUCUGAAUUUUGGCGCUGGUCAGCACACCUGUCCGGGGCGAUUUCUCGCGGCCGUGGUCUUGAAGUUCGCCCUCAUCCUGCUUAUCACUCGAUACGAGAUUAAGUUUUCGGACGGCAGCACGCAAAAACCGCCAAAUGUGUUCGUCGACAAUACUAUGAGGCCGGAUCCCUCUGCAAAACUACUCAUAAAGGCUCUUAUUUAA
Molecule: messenger RNA, 1533 nt
Organism: Metarhizium robertsii ARSEF 23
Lineage: Eukaryota; Fungi; Ascomycota; Sordariomycetes; Hypocreales; Clavicipitaceae
Product: Cytochrome P450 CYP603B2
Exons: 3
Coding region: 1-1533 (510 amino acids)
Molecular function (GO): monooxygenase activity; iron ion binding; heme binding
Source: RefSeq, a predicted model, not a curated record